UGGUUGGGAGAAAACGCGAACUUUUCAAAGUGGAAUACUGUAUAGUAUUAGAUAACUAAUUCAAUUGAUGCUCAAUGCUGAUCUUCCCUUUUUUGGCAAAAUUUUUGUUGUGCUCUUGUGUUCUUCGUUGGUAUUAGAAUGGUACUACAAAAAAUCUUGCUGUGCAAAGACUGUAGUUUGACCUGCUGCUGCUGUUGCAUGAUGAUGUAUCCAUCAGAUGGAAGCUCAACUGUACAAGUUAAAGAAAGAAACAGAGGAAUACAUAUCUAGAUGCGCGGCUGAAGCAAAGAAAAUGUUGGAGGAUGUUGAUCGAGAGGCUCUUGACCUGGACAUGGUGGAACGGGAGGCAGCUGAGGUUCUUAAGGCCUCGAAAUUGAAGUUGCAAGAAGCGAAUAAAGAAAAUGAAGAAGAAAUGCAGAGGUGCGCUCAGGAACUUUUUAUGCUGGUUGAUUCAGUCUCGAAGUUCAAAGAAUAUAUGGGAUCCAAAAUUUCAGAGAUGAAGAGUGAUCUUUCAGAUACAGCAGUUGCUGUCUCAGAUGCAUACAGGGGCUCGUUCCCAGCACAGUUUGGUAAUAUAUUCGACUUAAACCGUGUCAAGUGACUUCAGAAAACAAGUGAACCAUUAUUGUGUUAAUACGAUGCUUAGCAAGAUUCUUUCUGCAAACUAAAAACGAUGCUCUGUUGAUUGAUACCUUGUUAAAUCAAGAUUCACUUUUAAAGUCUGUACUAUAGUUUCUGGGUAUGUUUUCAGAGGAAAACGACUGCAAUGAUUGUACUAUUGUUAUCCUUGCAUGUUUGAAUGUAAUCGUUUAUGACAUAUUAAAAUGACAA
This is a messenger RNA of Prosopis cineraria, 831 nucleotides long. RefSeq names its product kinetochore protein NDC80 homolog. The record is from RefSeq and is a predicted model, not a curated record. Lineage: Eukaryota; Viridiplantae; Streptophyta; Magnoliopsida; Fabales; Fabaceae. Bases 218 to 601 code for a protein of 127 amino acids. The transcript has 2 exons.